AUGGACGAGUUAGUCGAGGAGAGCUCCCACGAGAACUGCAUGGAGAGAUUCCUUGAGAGCGGCUGCGUCGAGAGCGUCAAUUGUAAGCCAGUAGACAAGGUCAAUUGCAAGCCAAACACGUGGAACACUCGGGAGGGAAGUGAGGAGAAGGAGGACAGUCGGAAGAUGCAGCUCAACAGCUCGUUUUGUGCUAUUACAAUAAGAGACAAGGUCGCUCCUGUUUUGGAGCGGAGAGAAUAG
Molecule: messenger RNA, 240 nt
Organism: Peronospora matthiolae
Lineage: Eukaryota; Oomycota; Peronosporomycetes; Peronosporales; Peronosporaceae
Source: the annotation of a GenBank genome assembly